CCAAACAUAAAAUAAAACACUGUCUUUCUUCAAUUACAAAAAAGAGAUAAAAAUAAAGAAAGAGCUGACAAUCAACGACUGACCAAAACUACGACUCUUUAAACUUUUACUACCAUUUCCCUAUAUUUUCUCCCAUUUAAUAUUCCAUUUUAUUACAACACACUUCUCUCUACAUUAUUCUCUCUCCUCUUUUCGUCCAAAAUUUCCCCCAAUUUUCUCUCUCCUCCAUUUCUGCUCUGCUACAACCACACCAAAUUUCUCCAACACUCUACUUUUUUCUAGGGUUUAGAUCUUUCGAAGAGAGAGAAAAACAAACAUGUCAACAAUGGAGAGUUUGAUUGGACUUGUUAACAGAAUUCAAAGCGCAUGUACUGUUCUUGGCGACCAUGGCGGUGGUGGUGACUCCACUUUCUCUUCUCUUUGGGAAGCUCUUCCUUCUGUCGCUGUUGUCGGUGGUCAGAGUUCUGGAAAAUCUUCAGUUCUUGAGAGUAUUGUUGGCCGUGACUUUCUUCCUAGAGGAUCUGGAAUUGUGACGAGGAGGCCGUUGGUGUUGCAAUUGCAUAAAACAGAUGAUGGAUCGCAAGAAUAUGCUGAGUUUUUGCAUAUGCCGAACCGUCGGAUUCCUGACUUUGCUCUUGUUCGUAAGGAGAUUCAAGAUGAAACCGAUCGAGUUACAGGAAAGUCGAAAAUGAUAUCGCCUGUUCCUAUUCAACUCAGCAUCUAUUCACCUAAGGUUGUCAACUUGACCCUUAUUGAUUUGCCGGGUUUGACAAAGGUUGCUGUAGAGGGACAGCCUGAGACUAUUGUCAAAGACAUUGAAGAUAUGGUUCGGUCGUAUGUUGAGAAUCCCAACUGCAUAAUAUUGGCAAUAUCACCAGCUAAUCAAGAUAUUGCAACAUCAGAUGCCAUUAAACUUGCUAGAGAAGUGGACCCCAGUGGUGAUCGGACCUUCGGUGUUCUAACAAAGCUGGAUUUGAUGGAUAAAGGGACCAAUGCCUUGGAUGUUCUUGAAGGAAGAUCUUAUCGACUUCAACACCCAUGGGUUGGUAUUGUGAAUCGUUCACAGGCAGAAAUCAAUAGAAAUGCUGAUAUGAUGGCUGCAAGGCACAAGGAGCGCGAGUACUUUGCAACUAGUCCUGACUACUCACACCUAGCUAGUAGAAUGGGAUCAGAAUAUCUUGCAAAAAUCCUUUCAAAGCAUUUGGAGUCUGUAAUUAGGGCCCGUAUCCCAAGUAUCAUCUCACUGAUAAACAAGAACAUUGAUGAACUAGAAGCAGAAUUGGACCGGCUUGGUAGGCCUAUUGGCGUUGAUGCAGGGGCCCAACUAUACACAAUUUUGGAACUUUGCCGUGCAUUUGAUAAAAUUUUCAAGGAGCACCUGGAUGGAGGGCGUCCCGGAGGUGAUCGAAUAUAUGGUGUUUUUGACAAUCAGCUCCCUGCUGCUUUGAAAAAGCUUCCGUUUGAUCGAUAUCUUUCUUUACAGAAUGUUAAGAAGGUGGUCUCUGAGGCUGAUGGUUACCAGCCACAUCUCAUAGCCCCUGAGCAAGGUUACCGCCGUCUGAUUGACGGUGCUUUAAAUUAUUUCAGAGGACCUGCCGAAGCUUCUGUUGAUGCAGUUCACUUUGUAUUAAAGGAACUUGUGAGGAAAUCAAUUUCAGAAACUCAGGAACUUAAACGGUUCCCAACCUUACAAUCAGAGCUAGCUACAGCUUGUUAUACAUCCUUGGAGAAGUUCCGGGACGAAAGCCGGAAGACGGUCAUCAGGUUAGUGGAGAUGGAAGCUGCAUACCUGACAGUGGAUUUCUUCCGGAAACUUCCUAUGGAACUGGAGAAAGGGCCAACUCCAGCUGCCCCAAAUGUGGACCGAUACAAUGAGGGACAUUUCAGAAAGAUAGCAUCAAAUGUUUCGUCAUAUAUAAAUAUGAUAUCAGACACACUUAAGAACACCAUCCCUAAGGCGACUGUUCAUUGUCAAGUCAAGGAAGCUAAACAGUCACUUCUAAAUUUCUUUUACAUUCAAGUUGGCAAGAGAGAGGCUAAACAACUUGGGUUGAUGCUUGAUGAAGACCCAACAUUGAUGGAGAGGAGACUAAAAUGUGCCAAGAGGCUUGAGUUAUACAAGUCCGCGAGGGAUGAGAUUGAGUCUGUGUCAUGGGCUCGAUGAUAGUUGUUCAGCUUAGUUUGUGUCAUGGGCUCGAUGAUAGUUCAGUUUAGUUGGUGCCUUGUUUUCUGAUGUAUUAUAGCCUUACUAUUUAUCUGACUUGAGGGUUGAUAGUUUAUCGGCUCUUAUUUGUUUGAUUUUGAGCAUUCUUUUGCCUGCAUCACUAGAGCAGGUUGUUGGAUCCUUGUUCUGAUGGCGUGAUGUCAUGCUUACCUUGUAAAUGCCAGUUCCUCCUAUAUGUAGUUUUUUCACCCUUUCAAAA
Molecule: messenger RNA, 2423 nt
Organism: Beta vulgaris subsp. vulgaris (sugar beet)
Lineage: Eukaryota; Viridiplantae; Streptophyta; Magnoliopsida; Caryophyllales; Amaranthaceae
Product: phragmoplastin DRP1E
Exons: 15
Coding region: 317-2164 (615 amino acids)
Cellular component (GO): cytoplasm; membrane; microtubule
Molecular function (GO): microtubule binding; GTP binding; GTPase activity
Source: RefSeq, a predicted model, not a curated record